AUGCAGCAGCUCCAGUUCUCAUUGUUCGACUCAUUACCUAAUGUUCAAACUACGAUACAAGCUCCGUGUUCGCCAACUACCCCGCGAGCAACUAAUAUCAACAAGAAUGACUUGAUUGAAAUACCAAAUGAAAGAUCAAUGCGCUUAUUACCCCUAAUUCUAAUGGUACUGUGCAUAACAGCAAUCGUUUUGGCAAGUAUUAUUGUGCCACUCCUAGUUCUUAAGCUAGCUAAUACAGAAUCAACGACAGUCACAUUAAUAUCAACAACAGUAACGACUACAUCGAUAACAACUGCAACGACAACAACCGCGACAACUGCCACAACAACUACAACAACAGCACCUUAUUAUCAUCCUGGUGGUAUUCAUACUCAAGAGCAGAUUGACUUUAUAAAACUGAAAGUUGUUCAACAAGAGCAGCCAUACUAUAAUGCAUAUCUUCAAUUGAUUAAAAGUGCUAAUGCGGCAUUCAAGCAUACUACAAAUGCUGUAGCUGAUUAUUCAAUUCCUCGCAAUUAUUUAAAUGCAACGGCGCAUUAUUUAAGUUCACGUGUACUUCAGACAGAUUCAUUCGAUGCAUAUGCAUGUGCUCUGGCUUAUCAUCUGAGCGGUGGUCAAACUGCAUAUGCCAAUCAAUCAUUACGAUUUGUGCAAGCAUGGGCUGAUGUGAAUAUCAAAUAUUCUGAUUCUGACGGUAGUCUUGUCAUGGCUUAUUCGGGAACAGGAAUGAUCAUUGCAGGUGAACUACUUUAUAAUUAUAAUGGUUGGAACUCUACUGGAAGAGAAAAAUAUUUUCAAUGGGUAAGAAAUGUCUAUUUGAACGCGUCGAAUACAAUCAGAUCACGGACAAAUAAUUGGGCAGAUUGGGGACGAUUUGGUUCAAUUUUAUCUGCUCAUUUAUUGGAUAAUUCUCAAGCAAUAGCAGAAAACAUUGGUUUAAUUAAAAGUGAUCUUUUUCAUAAAAUUGCUCAAGAUGGUCAUAUGCCAGAAGAAACAAUAAGAGGAGAUAAUGGAAUAUGGUAUACAUACUUUUCUUUAGCACCAAUAACAGCUGCAUGUUGGGUAGCUUAUCAGACGACGCAAGAAAAUCUAUUUACGAAUUUUUCACAAGGUAAUGCUUCGAUUAAGCUAGCACUUGAUUAUCUCUAUUAUUAUAAUAUAAAUUCUGGCCAAUGGCCUUGGUUUGUAAAUCCUAAUAAAGGAUCAGCCUCAUCAUGGCCAGGUAAUUUAUUAGAAGCAAUGGCAUCUAUCUAUGGAGAUAGCAACUAUGUUAGUUAUGUUCAAUCGUCAAGACCUAUAAUGUAUUCAACACACCAUUUUGCUUGGACGUUUCCAACAUUAAUGAAAACUCAAUUGGGCACAUAUUGA
This is a messenger RNA of Adineta ricciae, 1368 nucleotides long. NCBI's taxonomy places the organism in Eukaryota, Metazoa, Rotifera, Eurotatoria, Adinetida, Adinetidae. The record is from the annotation of a GenBank genome assembly.